Magnolia sinica is the source of this 2888-nucleotide messenger RNA. Its product is annotated as dolichyl-diphosphooligosaccharide--protein glycosyltransferase subunit STT3B. NCBI's taxonomy places the organism in Eukaryota, Viridiplantae, Streptophyta, Magnoliopsida, Magnoliales, Magnoliaceae. The record is from RefSeq and is a predicted model, not a curated record. Gene Ontology annotation, molecular function: oligosaccharyl transferase activity. The transcript is spliced from 6 exons. Gene Ontology annotation, cellular component: membrane. The coding region runs from base 356 to 2584 and encodes 742 amino acids.
AACAGUCCGGCAUCUCUCGCGAGUCAAUACACAUUCCACUUUCUGCAUCUUUCCGAAAGCCCAUUUCUUUCCCCUUCUCGGAUCCCACGCCCAUCCAAAACCCUCGCCUCACUAACAAAAACCCUUCUCUCAUCCGUCUCUCGCUCUCCGAUUCCAGAUUCAUAUAUACAAAGCCUCCGUAUAAUUCUUCUCUCUCUCUCUCUCUCUCUCUCUCUCUCUGAUUCCAGAUUCAUAUAUAGCAGAACCUCCGUACAAUUCCCUUCCUUUUCUUAUCCUCAGAGAAUCAUGAAAUCCCAUCACCUUUAAAUCCAUUUCCCUAAAAGAAAGAAAAAGAAAAAAUCAAAGCCAUUUCACGAUGGGCGGAAAAACCGAACACCCAAACGGAGUGAAAGCCGGAUCCACUUCCACUACACCGUCGGCGCAAGUUAGCCUCGCUCCGGACCUCCUCUCCUACCUGAAGUUCCCGAAGCUGAAGACGAAGCAGCAGGAACUCCUGCUCCGCGUGAGUACCCUAUGUUUGGUGUACGUCCUUGCAUUCGCCAUCCGCCUCUUCAGCGUUCUCCGCUACGAGAGCAUGAUCCACGAGUUCGAUCCUUACUUCAACUACCGCACGACGGUCUUCCUCACGAAUAAUGGCUUCUACGAGUUCUGGAACUGGUUUGACUCCGAGAGCUGGUACCCGCUCGGUCGAAUCAUCGGUGGGACCCUCUACCCGGGCCUCAUGGUCACUGCCGCCCUCCUCUACAGGGCUUUGCGCUUCCUCAGCUUCGCCGUCCACAUCCGCGAAGUCUGUGUGCUGACUGCUCCCUUCUUCGCGUCCAACACCACUCUCGUCGCCUACUUCUUCGGCAAGGAGAUCUGGGAUUCCGGGGCCGGCCUUGUCGCCGCAGCGCUGAUCGCGAUCUGCCCUGGGUACAUAUCCAGGUCGGUUGCAGGGUCCUAUGACAAUGAGGGGGUCGCAAUCUUCGCGCUCCUCCUCACGUUCUAUCUCUUUGUGAAGGCGGUGAACACAGGGUCGCUGGCGUGGGCCCUGGCAUCAGCAUUCGGGUACUUCUACAUGGUGUCGGCAUGGGGCGGGUACGUAUUUAUCAUUAACCUGGUGCCGCUCUAUGUGUUGGUGUUGCUGGUGACAGGGCGGUAUUCGAUGAGGCUUUAUGUGGCAUAUAAUUGCAUGUAUGUGGUGGGGAUGCUGCUCGCCAUGCAGAUUCGGUUUGUCGGGUUUCAGCAUGUGCAGUCAGGGGAGCACAUGGCUGCCAUGGGUGUGUUUUUCCUGAUGCAGGUGUUUUACUUUUUAGAUUGGGUUAAGCACUCGCUAAACGACCCAAAACUAUUUGAAGCCUUCUUGAGAAUUACUGUGACCUGUGCAGUAAGCGUGGGCGCUCUUGCACUAGGAGUUGGCAUGGCAUCUGGCUACAUCUCUCCAUGGACAGGCCGUUUUUACUCCUUGCUUGAUCCAACAUAUGCAAAGGAUCAUAUUCCCAUCAUUGCUUCUGUCUCUGAGCAUCAACCUACAGCAUGGUCAUCUUUCAUGUUUGACUACCACAUCCUGCUUUUUCUUUUCCCAGCAGGCCUGUACUUCUGCUUUAAGCGGUUGUCUGAUGCCACAAUUUUCAUUGUUAUGUAUGGCCUCACGAGCUUGUAUUUUGCUGGUGUGAUGGUUCGAUUGAUUCUUGUCGCGACACCUGCCGUGUGCCUUAUCAGUGCUAUUGCAGUAUCUGCUACUGUAAAAAAUUUAACAUCAUUGAUACGCUCAAAGAGCAAGGCUAGUCAUGCCAGUUCUGGCAAGGGAACAACUAGCCUAAAGACUUCUGCUAAGGCUUCACUUGAUCAAUCUCUGCCUUUCCAAAGAAACGGUGCUAUUGCUUUGCUUCUAGGUGCUUUCUAUUUGCUUAGUAGAUAUGCUACACAUUGCACCUGGGUCACAUCGGAGGCAUACUCUUCCCCCUCAAUUGUCUUGGCCGCAAGGGGUGCUUAUGGUGGAAAGGUGAUCUUUGAUGACUACCGUGAAGCAUAUUAUUGGCUUCGUCAGAAUACUCCUCCAGAUGCGAAGGUGAUGUCCUGGUGGGACUAUGGAUACCAGAUCACGGCCAUGGGAAACAGAACUGUGAUUGUAGAUAAUAACACUUGGAACAAUACACACAUUGCUACUGUUGGACGCGCAAUGUCAUCCUAUGAACAUGAGGCAUAUGAGAUAAUGCAGUCGCUGGAUGUGGAUUAUGUGCUAGUUGUAUUUGGAGGUGUUACUGGUUAUUCUUCUGAUGACAUUAACAAGUUCUUGUGGAUGGUCCGCAUUGGAGGUGGAGUUUUUCCUGUAAUUAAGGAACCUGACUACCUUGUGAAUGGCGAGUAUCGUGUUGACAAAGGGGCAGCACCGAAAAUGUUGAACUGUCUCAUGUACAAGCUUUCUUACUACCGAUUUGGAGAGCUGACCACAGAGUAUGGUAAACCUCCCGGGUAUGAUCGUGCCAGGGGGGUUGAAAUUGGAAAUAAGGAUGUGAAGCUUGAGCACUUGGAAGAAGCAUAUACAACAUCUAACUGGAUAGUUCGCAUCUACAAAGUAAAGCCGCCCAGUAAUAGAUGGUGAGAUCUCUCUCUCUCUCUCUCUCUCUCUCUCUCUCUCUCUCUCUCUCUCUCUCACGUUUGGCGGGACAGGAAAGGAACAGUGGAUGAAUUUUGAGAGUGCUAGUGGAUUUUGAAAUAAUUUGUGCUUAUUUUAGAAAGAUAGGGUUCUCACAAUAUCUGAUGGCUAUGCAUUGUUGAGAGAACCCUUUUGCUUAGUUUCAUAGAUGAUUUUUCGGAUUAUACAUGAUCACCUUCCCCCCUAUAUCUUUUAGUAUACAUGUUCUCUUAUUCCAUGUCCGAAGAAAGUAUGAGAGCCUUCAUGUUGA